Molecule: messenger RNA, 1936 nt
Organism: Cylas formicarius (sweet potato weevil)
Lineage: Eukaryota; Metazoa; Arthropoda; Insecta; Coleoptera; Brentidae
Product: facilitated trehalose transporter Tret1-like
Exons: 2
Coding region: 206-1636 (476 amino acids)
Biological process (GO): transmembrane transport
Cellular component (GO): membrane
Molecular function (GO): transmembrane transporter activity
Source: RefSeq, a predicted model, not a curated record
GUUCAGCAUUAGCCUGUGACUGAUGAAAUUACUCUAUAAAAAAUGACAAAGAAACCUCAGCCGUUCUCGCCAAACUACAAACGAUUACUCCCAAUGAUGGUACAACCAUAGAAAAGUGACAUUGAAAUAAUCUACGUAUACGUAAAAAUAAUAAAACUCUUCAGAUAACAAAAUCAACAAUCGAGAUUUUUCAAAAUAAUUCGCAAUGCAUAUUUCUUUUCAAAUUCGAUUGGGAAACAAUAAGGUUGUGAAUGUGCGUUGGAAUACUGAAAUGUUUAGUUUUGCCAUAGUGAGCGUUUUGGCAGUUGCCCUAUUGGCUACGUCAGGAGAUGUCACGCAGACAUGGACCUCUCCCACAUAUCCCAAAUUGUAUUCCAACGACACAUCCGAAAAUCCACUGGGAGAGCCAAUUACACCUGACGAAGAUGCUUGGAUCGGGUCGCUUCUGAACGUGGGUGCCAUGAUAGGAGCUUUGCCCGCAGGAUUCAUUGCGGAUAGAAUUGGCAGGAAGAUGACGCUUCUUUGCAUCGCCAUACCUCACCUCGUGGCUUAUGUGGCGUACGCUUUUGCGCGGAACGUAUAUUUGUUCUACUUCGGAAGGUUCAUCAGCGGACUUUCAGUCGGUUCUGGAUAUGCUAUUAUUCCAAUGUACGUAGCCGAGGUGUCGUCUGAUUCAAACAGGAACGCUUUCUCAGCCAUGUUGCCCAUAUUCUGGACCCUGGGAAAUUUCUUGCCAUUCGCCAUCGGUCCAUAUAUUACGAUCAAAAUAUUUAAUUUAAUACUUGCCGCUUUACCAGCUACAUUUUUGGUGGUUUUCAUAUUGCUGGCUCCGGAGACACCAUAUUAUUAUAUUCAAAAAGGCAACGAAAAGAAAGCGGAGAGCUCCCUGGUCAAGCUCAGGUCCAUUCCAAGUGCGGAGGUACAAAAAGAGAUUCUUCAAAUUAAAGAAACCGUAGGGAAACACGAGGACGGAGCUUUAAUGGAUAUUUUUAUAAAACCUAGUCUCAGACGCGCCCUAAUACUAUCAUUAAUUCUUAUGAUGGGCAACCAGUUUUCUGGUAUCAACGCAGUUGGUUAUUACUUGGAGCCGAUUCUCGAUGCCUCCGGCACUGAUAUUCCGUCUGAUCUGGCAUCUACUUUCUAUGGCGGCUGGUUGUUUAUUUCCAGCUUUACGUCCACAUUUGCGGUAAAAAAACUGGGGCAGAAGAUACCACUAAUCGCAUCAUGCAUAGGCAGUGCAAUUUCAAUGGUAUCCCUUGGAAUAUUUUUCUAUAUUCACGACAAUAACGAAGAGGAUGCCAAACCACUCUUUUGGCUCCCGUUGGUCUCCCUAUUGGUCUACUGUGCCUUCUUUAAUCUAGGAUUAGCGGGAAUACCAUGGGCGGUCGGCUCGCAACUGUUUCCCAAUAGCGUGAAGCCAAUUUCUUCAGCAGCUGUAUCGUGCAUGUGCUGGUUUUGCUCGUUCUUGAUCACACAUUUCUUCAACGAUCUGACCAAUUCUUUGGAUAAAUCAGGCACGUUCUGGCUUUUUGGUGGGUGUAACGUCUUAACCGCCAUCUUUACACUGGUUUGGAUACCGGAGACAAAAGGCAAGAGCUUCAGCGAGAUACAGGACAUGCUACAGGGUCGAAACUGAAGAUGGCAGAAAAUGCCAAUUUGUUCUUUGUGAUAUUUUUUGAUACUGUGUUUCUCAUACAAAUAUUUGUUUUUUUAAGCAACGAAAUUCUUAUAACGCGAUAUACGUGGUAAAAUGUUUUGUUAUCUGCUAUAUUAUUAUAGUGCUUAGUAACCAAGAUAUAGUAUUUAAGAAUUGCGCAUUGAAUUCAUUGCACCUGAUGAUACAAUAACCAGAACGUUUUCAGUAUCCUGGAACAAUUCAAGGACAUUGGGGUUUAUCGAAGCGAGAGUCUGAGGGAAUAUCUGCACGCAUUGCAAG